Molecule: messenger RNA, 1671 nt
Organism: Solea senegalensis (Senegalese sole)
Lineage: Eukaryota; Metazoa; Chordata; Actinopteri; Pleuronectiformes; Soleidae
Product: zinc finger protein 112-like
Exons: 2
Coding region: 73-1200 (375 amino acids)
Source: RefSeq, a predicted model, not a curated record
UUUACUGUGCAGAAAUGUCCUGUAGCCCAAGAGGCUGUCUGUCUGUCUAUCUAGUUCACUUCUUCUAAACUGAUGGGCGUUCCCGUCGGGGGCAGUCGUUUUUUGGCAAACAGUCACUUUUCGGCACUACGCCGGGACGUGACAACUGUAACACCCAGCGGAAGGAAGCAAAACAAAGCUAGUGGCGUUAGCUCCCGGAAAACGGUGGGUGGAUUGUUCGUUUGUCGCAGGAUAAAUAUUCCAGUUGUCAAAGAAGCAGCGAUGUCUUCGCGUCAGUAUUUGAGACAUUUAAUCUCCGAGCGACUAACUGCUGCCGCUGAAGAAAUAUUCUCAAUCUUUGAACAAAACAUUGUCGAGUACGAGGAGGAGGUGAAUCGUCAGCGCAAACUGUUGGAGAUCUUUUGCAAACCUCGAGUGGAGUUACGGCGAAUAGAGCUUCCACAGAUUAAAGAGGAGCAGGAGGAAAUCUGCACCAGUCAUGAGGGAGAACAGCUUGAAGUCAAGCAUGAGGCUGAUUCAUUAAUGUUGACUCCUGAUAAUGAGGAAAGUGACCACAUGGAACCAGAACCAGACAGUGACCAGCAGCUCCUCUCCCACGGCUCUCCUGUAGCCGAGAGUCCAGGUCCCACAGGAAGUGACCGCGUUGACUCUGUGUCUAAUAGAAAUGCAGAGUCUGAAACUCACUCAGGUAAACCUUUUUCUUAUAACUGUGGGUUUUGUGGGAGAGGUUUUCCUUACAGGUCUCAUUUCGUGGCACACACGCGAGUCCACACGGGAGAUAAACCGUUUUCCUGCAGAACGUGUGAAAAGAGUUUCAAAACCAAACAGGAAUUGCGGAGCCAUGCGAGAAGUCACACAGGUGAGAAACCCUACAUGUGCGCUAUUUGCGGGAGUAGCUAUAUGCGCAAAGAUGACUUGAUACUCCACAUGAGAACCCACGCGGGGGAAAACCCCUUUUAUUGUGCAGCGUGUGGGAAGUGUUUCCCAGGAACUGUUGAUUUGAAGUCCCACAAAAAAACUCACACCGGUGAAAGGUCUCUCAUUUGCAACGUCUGUAAGAAUAGUUUCAAUAGUAAGCAGUCGUUAGAUAUCCACACGAGGACGCACAAGGGCGAGAGGCCGUAUUCCUGCGAGACAUGCGGACAGCGCUUUGUACAUGGACUGGCGUUGAAGAAGCACAAAACAACUCACACCGGUUAGAAGACGCCGUCUGCCAGUUCCAUAACUGCAGCUGCAGAGAAUCACCACCGAGUCACUACUGCUAUUUUACUGACGAUUGUCCUGAAGUUGUAUAUUUGUACAUUUGUAAUUGUCUGUACAGUCCUGGAAAUAAAACUCUUAUCUAUACAUUUCUUACAAAAAGUCUCUUGUCUUAUUUAUGGAGCGCGUGGCCUUUCUUUUUAGGUUUUUAUUCCUGAUUACACAGAUGAGAAAUUAUGAAACCGUAUCGCCAUAUUUCAAGCUUUCUUCGAAGGAAAGAGAUGCUACCACUUCCAAAGCUAAAUUUUUUACCAACAUUGGAAACUUGCCGAAUAUGGGUUGCCUGAUUGUCGUAACAUUUGGCUCGAAGAAAUUCUCUGGGCCUCUACUUCAAGCUGCCGUUACGCAACUUCCUUCCCAGCCUCCAGCUGAAGACGAGCAAGGCGUGUCUUGAUUUUAGCAUCCAUUCUG